AAUAAAAUUUCCUAGAAAUUCAAAAUAUAAUUUUGAUUGAAAUGAUAAAAAAAUCUUAAAUAAUACAAAUUUCAAUUCCAAAAUUGAUGCAAUGAAAGAAAUGAAAGAAUAAAUGUAAAAAAGCAUAUAUUACUUAAAUUUAAUCGCUGCAAAUACAAAGUAAGAUAAGAAGAUAUGUUGAAUCCGAUUUCUAGGGUAUCAGAUCUACAAUAAAUUCCUUGGAUGCACCGCAGGAGGUUUUGAGAAGUGGGGUAAGGAGUAAGGGUGGGGAAGUUAAGAAGAAGGAGAAGAGAAGCAGAGAAAUUCGUAGCGACGCUUCGUAAGCAGAUUCAUUUGCUUUUUAGUCACGUAUUUGUAAUUCGUUGAUUCGUUUUAUGAAUUAUUUUGUACAUUUGUAUUUAUACAUAAACAUUUAUAAUUUGUAUUCAUCUGUAUCUUAAUUAUAUGAUUGAUAAUUUUAUUAUAUUGAAAAAGUAAUGAACAAACAGGUGUAUUAGAAAAGAAAAAAUAAGGAAAUAGUAAUGACUACAGUAAAGUAGAUCACGGUGUAUCUUCCUCUUAAAAAACGUCAAGUCAAUUAUCAGAGAAUCAGGUUCAAUUAAAAGGCAAGCAAUAAUUAUCAGAAUGACUGCUGCUUAUACAAACGAUCCUAUAUCUCAGGAACAGAACGUAGAAAAGAAGACAAGCACAAUAGUUAAUAAAAUAUCAUACAACAAGAAAGAACAAACAAUGCUGGAGGAAAGCACUGAAUUUGCUACUACAGGAAUUAUGAAGCUUGCAACAGGUGGUGAGGAACAAGAGGAAAUCCUUGUUAAUAAAGAAAAACUUACACUUUGUAUAUCAGUUGAUACAUCAGAAUUGCUUGAACAAAAAGUUAAAAAUAUUGUGGAAUAUAAAAAUAAUGAAGAUAGUGAAUUUCUAGAAAAAAAUGAAAAUACUUCAGUUAUUAUUGAAGAUAUUCAAAAUGCAACUAUUAAUAUGGGUGAAAUUAAAAAUGAAGUGAUAAAAAAUUGUGAUUUGAGUGUACCAAAAUCGACUUCAAAUUUAAUUGUAUCAAUGAAAGUCGAUGCGUUUCUCACCGAAUGUGAUUUUCAAGAUAUUAUAUCGGAAACACGUGAAACUGAUCUUUUUCCGCAAGAUAAUUUUAAGUUACAAGAAUUGCAAAACUCUAUUGAAAGUAUUGCUAUGGAAAUUAGCGAUUUUUCAAACGAUUUUGGAAAUUGUAAUGAAUCAUUAGAAAAUACAGUUCUUCAAAAAAAUAACGAAGAAAUCUAUGAUCCAGAGAGUGAACUAAAUUUUCACGAAGCUGUACGUGCUGGAGACGCCAAGUGCGUUGCGGCACUUCUUGCAAGUAACUUAAUACAAAAUCUAGACGAACCAGAUUGGAAUGUUUCAGGUGAUCCACCCUUGCUAGUAGCAGCUACAAAUCAUUGUUUGCCUAUACUUAGUUUAUUACUCGCGAACGGAUGUGAUCCAGCUGUGCGCUCUCCUCGUGGAGAAACGGCGCUUCAUAGAGUGAUUUUAAAUGGAGGACCAGGAAAUGUAUUGCAAUUCGUAGGAGAACUUUUGAAAUAUGGUUGCCCAUCAGGCGUAAAAGAAGCUGGUGGUGGUUUGACCGCCUUGCAUAUAUUAACACGUCAACUAGCUCAUGCACAAGGAUCAAAAAAUUUGCAUCAUAAUUUUGAAGCAGCUUUAAAAACGCUUGAUUUAUUAGCACGCGCUGGUCCUAUUAAUGCGAAAGAUCAUCAAGGCCGUAGUGCACUCCAUAUUUUAGCUUCAUCUACUAUUUUUGAUAACAACCAUAGAACUGAAAUCGAAUCAUUGAUCGAAACGUUGUUGGCUGCUGGUGCGGAUCCAUCACUAAAAAAUGAUAGAGGAGAGACUCCUUUACAUGAGUGUCUCGAGUGCGGUGCUUUAAAUACCGCGUUUUUACUUAUAUCACAUACACCAACCGGUAUAAUGUCACGUUAUGGUGAAACUCCAUUGCACAUUGCCUCUAGAAAAAAUUAUGUCGAUAUGGUAGCGAAAUUGUUAGAACACGGAGAAGAUCCUAGUAUACAAGAUGCCGGUGGCAAUACACCUUUGCAUCUAGCCUCUGCAAGAGGUUUUCAUCAAACUGUUUCUUUAUUGGUUACAUCGCCUCUUGCACAAUUAGAAAAAUUAAAUACUGAAGGAUUAACUGCACUUCAAGUAGCUGCUGAAAGUGGCUUUAUUAAUGCAGUAAGAUUAUUGUUGAAAGCAGGUGCAGAUCCAAGUCAAACAAUCAACUAUUGCACGACAAUUUUUCAUCGUCAUCCUGAUAUUUCUGUUUUAAUAGAUCACGAAUUGAGUAGACGUCGCCAACUCGCUGCUUAAUUAUUUUUUUGUAUGACUUUUUGAUAGUUGCUGAUUUAAUAGUAAAUCUAAUCAAAUUUUCUUUAUGUCUAUUGAAAUGUGAUUUGUAAUAGAAUUUUAAAUUUUAUUUUUAUCAAGAAUAUUUUAUCAAAAAGUUAAUCAAUUUG
Messenger RNA from Apis laboriosa (Himalayan honeybee), 2501 nucleotides. Its product is annotated as ankyrin repeat and protein kinase domain-containing protein 1-like. The coding region runs from base 625 to 2355 and encodes 576 amino acids. The transcript is spliced from 3 exons. Gene Ontology annotation, molecular function: protein binding. NCBI's taxonomy places the organism in Eukaryota, Metazoa, Arthropoda, Insecta, Hymenoptera, Apidae. The record is from RefSeq and is a predicted model, not a curated record.